Messenger RNA from Exophiala bonariae, 1440 nucleotides. RefSeq lists its product as uncharacterized. Gene Ontology annotation, molecular function: transcription cis-regulatory region binding; DNA-binding transcription factor activity. The record is from RefSeq and is a predicted model, not a curated record. Bases 1 to 1440 code for a protein of 479 amino acids. Gene Ontology annotation, cellular component: nucleus. Gene Ontology annotation, biological process: positive regulation of transcription by RNA polymerase II. The transcript is spliced from 2 exons. NCBI's taxonomy places the organism in Eukaryota, Fungi, Ascomycota, Eurotiomycetes, Chaetothyriales, Herpotrichiellaceae.
AUGUGCUCUGAAAGUCGGGGAAAGUUGACUGGCAAGACAUUACCCGUACUCGAAUAUCACUCGGGUGGUUCUGGAGACUACAACGAUAGUCCUAGAAGCUCUACUCCUCCGGAAUCACUAGGCUCGCGUGAUGAUACUCACGAAUCCUCUGCGGAGCCAGUACCGGUCCCUCCUGGGUUACGAAAUGCAUUCGAAGCAGCCACCAAUGGUCAGUCGCCAUCAUCAACAGUGAGUUCCAACUAUGAAGGCGACCUGACUCCAGAGCAAAUCCCGCCUUAUGUGCAAGACCCCAUUAUCCAGCAACUGCUUCAUCACUACGAUAAAGAGGUCGCAGCAGUUAUGCCUUGGGUUGAUGGCCCCCAAAAUUUGUGGCGGACAGUUCUGAUUCCGUUGGGAAUGGAGUCACCUUCAUUAUUACUGGCCAUUCUCGCAUUGGCCGCCGAACAUUAUACCUCAAAGAUGGGGUCGACAUGGGCUAAACAGCAUGGGAUUAGUUCCAGUCAUUAUCGAGAUAGGAGUCUCCGUCUUCUCGCUCAAAACUUGAGAUGUGAGAUGACCGAAGGCGCAUCUACUCCACACCAAGGACCUCCUAGUGCCAUGCUGGCCACCAUCUUGAUACUCUGCAACCUUGAAAUGAUACGCUCGGAUUCUUCCGUAUGGAGUGUGCAUUGGAAAGCGGCGAGGACCAUUACUCGACGAUGGACAGCUCCACAUCACUCUCCCUCACUACUUGACCCCACCUGCCACCUGCUGAUCCGGGAAGCAUUUACCUACGACGUUUUCGCUUCGACAACCACGUUUGAUGGCGAGGAUCUGAUCCCUCCGUCCGUGCUGAAUGACCACGAUGAAUGCGCUUUUACCGAGUGGAUGCGAGCUAUUCAAGACGUCACAAUCGCCGAGAGAUACCUUGAUAUGAACCGGACCGGGAAUGGCCCUGCUCAACCACCCAUUGAAAUGGCUACUCUUCAAAGCAAAUUUGAGUAUGCAAGACGGCGCUCGCAUGAGCUUGAGACAGCCAUAAACUUUGGGUCGCCGGAGUUACACCAUGAUUUUAAGAUUUUAAUCGACAUCUUCCACUUCGCGGGACUAAUUUACAGCAUCCGAGCACUACUGGAUCCUGCCAACGUGAGUGGCUCUUUACAACAACUGGUCCAAAACACUAUCCAGUGCAUUAAUCUGAUCGAAGUGCGUUCCGCCUUUCAGCAUGACUUUGUCUGGCCGCUAUUCAUUAUCGGAACCGAGAGCAGAGCCAGCAUUGAAUUGCAGGACUUUGUAGAAUCAAGGCUCUUGGAAGCCAUGACUUCUACAGGUUUUUCCAACUGCUACCCAGCGUUGCAAUUUUUACAACGAUUCUGGAGCACUCAACCCUCGACUACCGUCGAUUGGUUGCAAUUCGCCCGGCGGGAAGCCGCUCGGGGGUUAACCUUUCUGGUCAUAUGA